Messenger RNA from Pisolithus orientalis, 1261 nucleotides. RefSeq names its product mitochondrial carrier. NCBI's taxonomy places the organism in Eukaryota, Fungi, Basidiomycota, Agaricomycetes, Boletales, Pisolithaceae. The record is from RefSeq and is a predicted model, not a curated record. The transcript has 10 exons. The coding region runs from base 1 to 942 and encodes 313 amino acids.
AUGGCCAGCACGCAAGGUCGUCCGCUGACUACCGCAGAAAGCUUUCUGUGUGGUGGUCUUGCAGCAUGUAUCGCUGUAACUGUUUCCAAUCCUGCCGAGGUCGCAAAAACACGCAUGCAGCUUCAAGGUGAACUGGCAAAAGGCGGCGGUGAAAGGGUCUACAAACAUGCACUCGACGUCCUCUCCAAGACUUGGAGAAAUGAGGGAAUUCGCGGACUUCAGAGAGGUCUUGGACCAGCUAUGCUACUUAACGGCUCUCGGCUUGGACUUUAUGAGCCGUUCCGGCGAACCAUUAAUCGUGUCAUUGGCAGGCCGGUGACGGAUCAAAUACCCUUGACAUCUGUAACUGCUGGUGCUGUCAGCGGUGCACUGGGAGCUGCUCUUGGAAAUCCCUUAUUUCUCAUCAAAGCUAGGAUGCAAGCUUAUUCCCCCGCACUGCCAGUUGGUACACAGCACUUCUACAAAAAUUCUUUCGACGCCUUGUCAACAAUAUGGAAGUCUGAGAAAAUUCGCGGUCUCUACCGUGGCGUAGACGCUGCUAUCCUCCGUACUGCAAUGGGUUCCUCUGUGCAACUGCCGACGUAUAACUGGACAAAGAACCAACUUAUCACACGCGGCAUUCUGCCUGCAAAUAGCGUGUGGACAUACCUGGCAAGCAGCUCCGUCUCCGGCGUUUGUGUGUGUCUCGUGAUGCAGCCUGCUGAUACAGCCCUCACAAGAAUGUAUAAUCAGCCUACCGUGAUGGGCCCUGACGGUAAGCGUCGAGGGAGCCUGUACAAGAGCCCUAUCGACUGUCUCUGGAAAACCUUCAAGGUAGAGGGAGUGUAUGGGUGGUACAAAGGUUCAACCGCACAUUUCCUACGUAUUGCCCCACAUACCAUCAUCACCCUAACUGCGAAUGACAUCAUUCUAACUGCAUACGGGAGACUCGCCUCGAGUUGACCGCGUCGUACAUGGUAGAAACUCAUUAUCUGGUAUUUAGUUGAUAGUACGAUGUAGACGUAGAACUGGUUUCAGAGGGGACCCAGCUCCGAACCUCGACAUUACUACACUGGUAUAUUACUAGAUGAUCGUAUAGAGAAGAGGUACAUGUUGAUCAUCCCGACGAAGUAUUUGGUAUUAGCGUCCAUCUGGAGUUUCUUUUCGUUGCCAGGUAAACCACUGAACCGGGGGAUCUGUCCAUCCAUGCUGACGGCUGUGUGGGUAUUAAAUUCGUAACCUAUGUAUACGGGGGGUCAAUGACACUGGCAUUGCGUGCGGG